Pistacia vera is the source of this 1097-nucleotide messenger RNA. RefSeq names its product probable thiol methyltransferase 2. The transcript has 8 exons. NCBI's taxonomy places the organism in Eukaryota, Viridiplantae, Streptophyta, Magnoliopsida, Sapindales, Anacardiaceae. The record is from RefSeq and is a predicted model, not a curated record. Gene Ontology annotation, molecular function: S-adenosylmethionine-dependent methyltransferase activity. The coding region runs from base 18 to 854 and encodes 278 amino acids.
AAAGAUAGAUACUAAAGAUGAAUGUUAUGCGCCCUCUCUGUCGUGGCUUACUGUCCAACUCUUCACAUUUCUGCUCAGCCUCAAAGCUUCCGCCACUACUCGCCACCACCGGCGUUAGAACUAGGAGCUUUGGAAUACGCGGGACCAAACCCAAGAUGGGAAACAACAAAGAAGAUGAGAAGAAUAACAUACAAACUAACCCCCGUGUGAAUAAAAUCCAACAACUCAUACAUCACCACUCUUCUUCAGAUACAAGUGGUUGGGAAAAAUGUUGGGAGGAGGGAGCGACUCCAUGGGAUUUAGGAAAACCUACACCUGUUGUUGUGCACCUACGUCAAUUGGGAGCCCUGCCGAAGGGCAGGGCUCUAGUCCCUGGUUGUGGCACUGGUUAUGAUCUGGUGGCAAUGGCUUCUCCUGAGCGACAUGUUGUGGGGUUGGAAAUAUCUGAUAUUGCCAUUAACAAGGCCAAAGAGUUGUUUUCCUCGCUACCAAGUGCAAAUUACAUUACAGUCUUAAAGGCAGACUUCUUCACUUGGUGCCCAACUGAGUUGUUUGAUCUCAUUUUUGAUUAUACAUUCUUUUGUGCCAUUGAACCAGAAAUGAGAUCAGCGUGGGCACAGAAGAUUAGCGAUUUCUUAAAACCAGAUGGAGAGCUUAUAACACUAAUGUUUCCAAUCAGUGAUCAUGUUGGUGGACCUCCUUACAAAGUAUCAGUAUCUGAUUACGAGGAGGUACUAUAUCCAAUUGGUUUUCAAGCUACAUCCAUUGUGGACAAUGAACUUGCUAUAGGACCUCGGAGAGGAAGAGAGAAGCUUGGAAGGUGGAAGAGGUGUGCAAGACUUUCCUCACUUUAAUAAUAAUCUCAACUUAGACAACUAUAUCAUUGUAUAAUGUUACAAUUGUUCUCAUUUAAUCAUAUUGUAAUUUCAUCUUGAUAGAUUGUAUAGAUAAACUUUGGCUUAAGUAUAUGCUAAUAAAUAAUGUAUUUAUAAAUGUAUCUAAAGCUCUAUCCCACUUUUAUUCUUGUUACCCUCGUGUUUGUAUGAGAGAGUGAACUAUGAAGUCUUACGGUUGUCAAAGUUCAAUAAAUCUGUAAC